UAGAGCAUAGUCUUAUUACAUAUAUGCUCUUUGCCCGCUACCGAUAUGGCAUCUCCUGCUUUACUCUUUGUGUACUGACAAUUUUGGCGGCAUCUUGCCAAUCUUGAACCAUUGAGCUUACAACGAAUUACACGUAUAUAGUUUCCUUCUGGAAUUUGCAAGAAUGAUUGUCAAAUUGGAAAAAAUAAUAAGCUGUUCUUCGGAACAUUCAUUGUAUCCUGCUGUCAAUCUUCUUCAACAUAAUUCAGAAAAUUGGAAAGCUACAUGGCGAUGUAACAAACCAGGAGAGAUGCUGGCACAUGUCAUCUUUCAGCUCUCUGAAUCUUCUUAUAUUACAGGAGUCGAUAUUGGUAAUUACCAGAGUUGCGUUGUGAUUGUUACUGGGUCUACAUCAUUGGAACCUGAUAAUUGGAUAGUUCUUGUUAACCACAAGUUUAUGACUAACGAUGAAGCUGCCAACAAUAAAUUUAAAGAUCAAGUUCAAUUAUUUACUAAAAGAGAAUUAAAUCCAGAUACUUUAAAGAUAAAAUUUGAUCGAAUCAAAGUUACCUGCAUGCAAUCUGCCAAUUUAAAAGUAUUGUUUGGAUUAUCAUAUAUCAUUUUAAGAUCAGAUCCCACGAUUGACUUGGGAUUGGAUGCAUUUGGUAAAUUUAAAUUGAAGCAACCACAUGUCAUAAAAACACCCAUGGAAAUGAUGAAGGAAAAAAUGUUUAACAAAAUGGAAAAUACAAAGACAGAUUAUAAGAAAGAAUUAUGUGAGCAAAUAAAAAAAGAGUCGAUGGAGAAUUUUAUUAAAUGUCAACAAGAACAAAAACUUAUCAAGAGACCAUUAUUAGAAAAAUUAGAAGCUGGAGAAGCUGAUCAUGUUUUUAGGAAAAAUGACAAAAUGCAACCUCAAUGUUCAAAAGAGAAGACGUUUUGUAAAAGUCCAAAAAAUAUUCAAAAUGUAUCAGUCGAAAAAGUAGUGAGAACUCCUUUUGGAGAUGUUGUACCUUUGCAAAAAACCGAUAAUAAUCAAAAUAAUAUCAGAAAUACUGCUCAAAAUUCUUUGAAACGUUCUUUGAAUAAAUUGGAAGAUUCACCAAAUGUAAAAUUCAGUGAAAAAAAGAAACAAAAGUGCUUGGAAUGUUGCACAUAUUCAAAUGAUCAAUUAUGUGCAACGUGUCAACGAUUGCAACAGUCCAAAGACAUCAAAAAUGCUUCUUUGCGAGUAAGCAACAACAUUCCUGCAAAACUAAAAAAAUCAUUUAAACAAUUGUUGAGCGACGUUACAUUCUCUCUCAGUGGAUAUGUUAAUCCACAGAGAGAUGAAAUUAGAAGAAAAGCUCUUAAUAUGGGUGCCAGAUAUAUUCCUGAUCCAAAUACAACUAAUAAAAAAUGUACUCAUUUAAUAUGUGCUUUUAAAAAUACACCAAAAUACCAACAAUUCAAAAAUCAUACAAAAAUUGUUUUGCAUACUUUUAUCGAGGAAUGUUUUGAUAAAAAGAAGAGAUUUUCAUGGAGGCGAUACGCUUUAGAUCAAAAGGACAAAUUGGAACCUGAGAGUGAAGAAGAAAUCGAUGGUAAUUCCUCGGAAUCUGUAUACGACAUAGACACUGAUGCUGAUUCGGAUUAUUAAAAUUUUAUUGUGAAUUAACAAUGAUCAAUCUUCGAAUUCAAUAUUUAUAUAUAUGACAACUGUUAUAAUUAAUAUUUUUUUUAAUUUUAAAUAAAUAUACUUUUAUGCACAUAAAUUAUACACACAUACAUACAGUAAGUUGUAUUAACAGGUACAUACAGACACAAUUAAAUAUUUUUGUAACAUAAAAUUGAAUAAACUUUAUAUUAAAUUGUUUUA
Molecule: messenger RNA, 1837 nt
Organism: Monomorium pharaonis (pharaoh ant)
Lineage: Eukaryota; Metazoa; Arthropoda; Insecta; Hymenoptera; Formicidae
Gene: XRCC1
Product: DNA repair protein XRCC1
Exons: 3
Coding region: 164-1618 (484 amino acids)
Biological process (GO): single strand break repair; base-excision repair
Cellular component (GO): nucleus
Molecular function (GO): damaged DNA binding
Source: RefSeq, a predicted model, not a curated record